Molecule: messenger RNA, 1961 nt
Organism: Corythoichthys intestinalis (scribbled pipefish)
Lineage: Eukaryota; Metazoa; Chordata; Actinopteri; Syngnathiformes; Syngnathidae
Gene: elk3
Product: ETS transcription factor ELK3
Exons: 5
Coding region: 588-1382 (264 amino acids)
Biological process (GO): regulation of transcription by RNA polymerase II; cell differentiation
Cellular component (GO): nucleus
Molecular function (GO): sequence-specific DNA binding; DNA-binding transcription factor activity, RNA polymerase II-specific
Source: RefSeq, a predicted model, not a curated record
GAUGUAGUUUACCAUGGCAACAAACACGCGAGAAUAAAGUUUAGUACUUCACAAGUGUGGUUAAUGUAAAAAAUACGUUAUACACUCAACGGGAACAUCUAGUUUUCGAUUUAAAAAAGGUCUGCGUUUAUGUGUGAUCAUUUAUGUACGAACGACUCUGGUAUCGAAUAAGCUAGCUCAGAUACCAAUGUAAAGUAGUUAGUAGCCAAUGAUAAAAGGUACUAAUAGGGUACAAAGAAUGAAGUUCCAGGAAAGCGAAUGCGUGUGCAGGAACCCAUCCCGGUGAGCAGGAAGCGAAAGGUAUGACGUCAGUUCGCCGAGUGGCGUCCAGUGCGCGCGUGCUUCGCUCCCGCUGUGUGUGCGUGCGUGCACGCCUUUACGCAGACGGGAAUAGUGCGCCAGAGGAAGUGCGCCCGAUGUCCGUCUGCGCGUCCCGACUUCCUGCUCUGUGGCGAGCAAAGCGCAGCGCAGCGAAGAGCAGAGGCGCGGAUCAGCGACAUGAGUCUUCACGCAGCCUGUUUUAAGACUAUAUAGAAGAGGACUAAUCCUGCCAUAAACGAGGAGCGUUUUGUUGAAUCUUACCAAUCAUGGAGAGCUCCAGCACCCUAUGGCAGUUCCUCCUGCAGCUGCUGCUCGACCAAAGCCACAAACAUCUCAUCUGCUGGACGUCGGACGACGGCGAGUUUAAGCUGCUCAAGUCCGAGGAGGUGGCCAAACUUUGGGGCCUGCGCAAGAAUAAAAACAACAUGAACUAUGACAAGCUAAGCCGGGCUUUGCGUUACUACUAUGACAAAAUGGACCCGUCAGCUGUGGAGGCCGGCCGGGGGAGCGAUAUGACAACAGAGAUGGAAGACCUCCACGCCCGAGAGAGACCCCGCUCCAUACUCCACGACGACAGCUCCACAGUCAUCCGGUUCGUCACCGACCGCGGCCACUCCCAGACUCGCUCCGCCUCGUCGCAGAGUCCCGCCCGCACAGUGACUGAUGAUUCCGAACAGGAAGAUGUGCCUUUAAAUCUGUCAUCCAGAAAGAGGGAAAGAGAAAGUACCCAAUUCCGGAAAGCCAAGGACCUAAAAGUCUCAUCCCCGUCCCUCCUCCUGGCAGGAAGUGACCUCGUCUCCAUCGCCUUGAAAAGUCCCACCCUGCCCUCUGGGUCCUUGACGCCAGCUUUCCUAACUGCACAGACCCCAGCUGGUCUAGUGCUAACCCCAAAUCCCCUGCACUUCUGGCCUAAUUUGAGUCCAGCUGGAUCCCCGAGCCCGGUCCGGCGGGAGAGCCACGCCACCUUCCAGUUUCCCACAUUGAUGAACGGCGCCAUCUCAUUGCCUAUGCACAGUGCGGAUGUUGCUUCUUUGCUGCUCUCCCCUCAUAAAUCCUGUUGAUGCCAGCCUUUUAAAAUAUUUCGUAAAAAUGGAAAGAAAAUGCCUUUUCAAAGAACUUUUUCUAAGAGACGCAACUGGGUUUACAAACCAGUCAAUGUGACUUUGUACAGACUUUACCUUUUCAAAUGUGCUGUGCCGAAUGUACAAAUGUUUAACUUUUUUUUUUUAAUGGGAAAUAAAGCGUUUUUGUCAAUAAUUUGUCAUAUUAAAGAAAAACCCAAAUGAACUGUUUAAAAUAAAUCAAUGUCAAAUUUAAGUAUUACCGCCCUCUUGUGGUCAACAGACGUACUUUUCAAAGCCUUUUGAUUGAAUCAGUGAAGCCAAUAACUACUGACCUCUCAGCUCUGAUGCAAUCACGACAGACCAAACUCAGCAGACGGGUUCUAUGAAACAGAUUCAAUUUACUUUCCGAUGGUUAUGAGAAAUAAAUAAUUCCAGUAGAAAGUGUCCCACCGGCAACUCCGUGUGGUUUCACGAAAACAGCAGGCCUUGCAUGCAGCAGGCACACAUUUGUUGCUGUAUACACACACGCGCGCAUACAUGAAAAUAAGGACAUUUAAACGUUUUGAAAAGAUGUAC